Molecule: messenger RNA, 651 nt
Organism: Dryobates pubescens (Downy woodpecker)
Lineage: Eukaryota; Metazoa; Chordata; Aves; Piciformes; Picidae
Gene: RAC3
Product: Rac family small GTPase 3
Exons: 6
Coding region: 73-651 (192 amino acids)
Biological process (GO): small GTPase-mediated signal transduction; actin filament organization; cortical cytoskeleton organization
Cellular component (GO): cell projection; cytoskeleton; plasma membrane
Molecular function (GO): GTP binding; protein kinase binding; GTPase activity
Source: RefSeq, a predicted model, not a curated record
UCGCCUCGGCCCCGCCCCGCCGCGCGGGCUGUCACUGCGGCGGAGUCGCGGCGGCGCCGCCAUCGCGGGCAGAUGCAGGCGAUCAAGUGUGUGGUGGUGGGCGACGGAGCUGUAGGGAAGACCUGCUUGCUGAUCAGUUACACCACGAAUGCCUUUCCUGGAGAGUACAUCCCCACUGUGUUUGAUAACUAUUCUGCCAAUGUCAUGGUAGAUGGAAAGCCAGUGAACCUAGGCCUCUGGGAUACAGCAGGACAAGAGGAUUAUGACCGACUGCGGCCUCUUUCCUAUCCACAGACGGAUGUUUUCCUGAUCUGCUUCUCCCUUGUGAGUCCAGCCUCCUUUGAGAAUGUCAGAGCCAAGUGGUACCCUGAGGUCCGACACCAUUGCCCAAAUACACCUAUCAUCCUGGUGGGCACCAAGCUGGACUUGAGGGAUGAUAAGGACACCAUUGAAAGGUUACGUGACAAGAAACUGGCCCCCAUCACCUACCCCCAAGGUCUGGCCAUGGCUCGGGAGAUUGGGUCGGUAAAGUACCUCGAGUGCUCUGCCCUGACGCAACGGGGCCUGAAGACGGUGUUUGAUGAAGCCAUCCGGGCUGUGCUCUGCCCACCACCCGUGAAGAAACCUGGCAAAAAGUGUACCGUGUUCUGA